Molecule: messenger RNA, 1043 nt
Organism: Miniopterus natalensis
Lineage: Eukaryota; Metazoa; Chordata; Mammalia; Chiroptera; Miniopteridae
Gene: ISOC2
Product: isochorismatase domain containing 2
Source: RefSeq, a predicted model, not a curated record
CGGCGCGGGGGUUGGGCCACGUGUCGCGACCCCGCCAAACGGUGACCCUGGGAACCCGGAGGGAGGACCGGAAGUCCGGGCUCUGACAGGACAUGGCGGCCGCCAAGCCCAGCCUGGGCCGGGUCCUCCCGGGGUCCACCAUCCUCUUCCUGUGUGACCUGCAGGAGAAGUUCCGCCAUGUCGCCUACUUCCCCCAGAUUGUCUCCGUGGCCGCCCGCAUGCUCCAGGUGGCCCGGCUGCUGGAGGUGCCAGCCGUGCUGACAGAGCAGUACCCACAGGGCCUGGGCCCCACGGUGCCUGAGCUGGGGGCUGAGGGCCUGAAGCCACUGCCCAAGACCUGCUUCAGCAUGGUGCCCGUGGCGAGGCAGGAGCUGGACGCGCGGCCUCAGCUGCGCUCUGUGCUCCUCUGUGGCAUCGAGACACAGGCCUGCAUCCUGAACACAACCCUGGACCUCCUGGAUCGGGGGCUGCAGGUUCAUGUGGUGGUGGAUGCCUGCUCCUCCCGCAGCCAGGUGGACCGGCUGGUGGCACUAGCCCGGAUGCGACAGAGCGGUGCCUUCCUCUCCACCAGUGAAGGACUCAUUCUACAGCUUGUGGGUGACUCUGCGCACCCCCAGUUCAAGGAGAUCCAGAAGAUCAUCAAGGAUCCCGCCCCGGACAGCGGGCUGCUCGGCCUCUUCCAAGGCCAGAACCCCCUCUUCCGCUGAACUCCCACUCUGCCUCAUGGGGAGACCUCCCACCCUCCUGUCACCGGGGCCUCGGCGGAAGCGCUUCCCCCCCAUCCUCGGAUCCCAGGAGUGGUGCAGUCCACCGGGAGUGCCGCCCCUCGGGAGGGGAGGCGGGUGCUGCCUUGCCAUUGGGCGACAGCUCCCGGAAAUGCAAAUGAAGCUCCUGGAAGCCGGGUGGCCGUUGGCUGAGCUGAGCUGGAGGCGGGGCUCGGCCCCGGGCCACUUCAAGAGGUGGAAAAGGGAGGGGGAGGGAGUGUCACAGACUGUGUGGGACCCGGGCUCGCAGAAUAAACACCGAUGUGGCUGUGGACCGAA